Messenger RNA from Sphenostylis stenocarpa, 1317 nucleotides. Lineage: Eukaryota; Viridiplantae; Streptophyta; Magnoliopsida; Fabales; Fabaceae. The record is from the annotation of a GenBank genome assembly.
AUGGAGAAAAAAGUUUUGAUGCAAAAGUAUGAGAUUGGACGUCUCCUUGGCCAAGGCAAUUUCGCCAAGGUUUACCAUGCAAGGGACUUGAACACAGGCCAGAGCGUAGCCAUAAAAGUUAUUAACAAAGAGAUGAUUAUGAAGGUAGGUAUGAAGGAGCAAAUCAAGCGCGAAAUCUCAGUGAUGCGUCUUGUGAGGCACCCCAACAUUGUGCAGCUAUAUGAGGUCAUGGCAACCAAGACAAAGAUAUAUUUUGCAAUGGAAAUUGUGAAAGGUGGUGAACUUUUCGAUAAAGUGUCCCGAGGGAGGUUGGGGGAGGAUGUUGCGAGAAAAUAUUUCCAGCAGCUAAUUGAUGCUGUUGAUUACUGCCACAGCCGAGGGGUCUAUCAUCGUGAUCUCAAACCAGAGAACCUUCUUGUUGAUGAAAAUGGAGACCUCAAAAUUACAGAUUUCGGUUUAAGUGCAUUGGUUGAAUCCAGAAAAAAUGAUGGUCUUCUUCACACAAUAUGUGGAACUCCAGCCUAUGUAGCUCCUGAGGUCAUAAAGAAAAAAGGAUAUGAUGGAGCCAAGGCAGAUAUAUGGUCUUGUGGGGUGAUUCUCUACGUUCUCUUGGCAGGUUUUGUUCCUUUCAAUGCUAAGAAUUUGAUGGAGAUGUAUAAGAAGAUUAUCAAAGCAGAUUGCCUGUUCCCACCAUGGUUCUCGCCAGAUGUGAAAAGGCUUAUUUAUAGGAUCCUUGAUCCCAAUUCAAGGACGAGAAUUAGUAUUGCUAAGAUCGUGCAGAGUCGUUGGUUUAGAAAGGGGUAUGUGCAGAUUCAAGAAUUUCAGCUGCCACCAUUGUUCCCUAGAAAUGGUGAUGAUAUCUUGGAUGUUCAGUCUGCAUUUGAUUCAUCAGAUUCAGAUUCAGAUAGCCCUCCAGUGUCAAUUAAAGAAGAAAGCACCUUGAAGCUAUAUCGAUUCAAUGCAUUUGAUUUGAUAUCACUAUCAUCAGGUCUAGAUCUUUCUGGUUUGUUUGAAAAUGAUCAGAAUGAAAGACAGAUGAUAAGAUUUACUACUAGGGAAAAACCUUCAACUAUUGUAUCAAUGCUUGAAGAGGUAGCACAGAUUGAUAAUAAAUUUAAGGUCUUAAAGAAAGAUGGGGUUGUUAGAUUGGAGGGAUGCAAGGCAGGGAUAAAAGGUCAACUGACUAUAGAUGCAGAAAUUUUUGAAAUUACAUCGUCCUUGUAUGUUGUUGAAGUGAAGAAAGUUGCCGGAAACACAUUUGAAUAUGGUAUAUUCUGGGAACAGUACUUGAAACCUUCUCUGAAAGAAAUAAUUUAA